CCUUUCGCCGACGUCUUCUGGCCGACCACGUCGACCACAUUAACCGAAUCGGCCCCGACCAUCGACAGCCACGAAUGAAAUUUUUCCUUCGACGCACAUACAAAACCCAUGAGUUCCACCAGAUUACAGUAGGCAUGCAGUCGCAAUGCGCUGUUCAGACGAUAAUCAGGUACAUGACGGCUUCUUGACGUCACGACUUUGUGCAGCCGAUCAAUGGAUCUACAUUUGCGCUCUGCGGCUACGGCCCGUUCAUGUCAAAUGUUGGACAGGUGCGGCACGUACACAACUUAUCUUUAACUCCUGCAGUACCUCAGGCCACAACAUUUUUUUGUUUCGCUCGAGCCAAGAUAGUUCAUAUCUUUUCAGUCUUAGUAUUCUCUCUUACUUGCCAACAAACAUCACCUUUACUCACUGUGACUUGGGUCACCCCUCAUCCCUCAAUCGCAAGGUCAAGCAAGAUGGACGCCAAAUCCCCCCACAUCAAGAACCGCGACACUCCCCAAUGGGGCCUCUACCAGCGGAAUAUGUUUUGGAGAUACAACGAUCGGGAACUGCCGCCUUUUAACACCCACCCAGACGUCCUCGAACGCCUCGCCUCCCGCAAACUCUCGCAAAACGGCUGGCUCUACGCCUCGUCCAACGCCGGACUCUCCCACACCCACCUCGCCAACCGACAAGCCUUCUUCCGGCACAAGCUCGUGCCGAGACAACUAGUCGACACCAACGAGCGGUCCACGCGCACCUCUCUCUUUGACGGGAAAUGGGAGGUCUCAGCCCCCUUUGGCAUCGCGCCCGUGGGAAUCAACAAGAUCUACCACGAUCAGGGAGAGCUGGCGGUUGCCAAGGCGGCGGGUGAGCUGGGGCUGGUGUAUAGUUUGAGUACGGCGGGGAGUUUUCCCAUUGAGGACGUCGGGAAGGCGAACGAAGAGGGGAGAGCCAACCGGUUCAAGGCCAAUGAGAAUUUAGAUGUGGAAGGGGAAGGUGGGCAUGAAAACUCGAAAAAAGUUCCCGAAGCGCCCCGGUUUUUCCAGCUCUACAUGCCUCACGACAACGAGUUGACCCUGAGCUUGCUCAAGCGGGCGCACGAGUCCGGCUUCCAGGCGUGUAUCCUGACCACGGACACGUCGCAGCUAGGGUGGCGACACGACGAUGUCGCAACGAGCAACUAUGCUUUUUACCGCGGCAUCGGCGGAGAACUGGGUUUCACGGACCCCGUCUUUCAAAAGAGAAUGGCCGAGGCCGGGGUUGACCCCCAGAAAGACGCCGUGAGGGCAGCGAGUAUGUGGAUCGACACCAUCUGGCACGGCCGGGCGUGGUCGUGGGACAAGGCGGUUUGGGCGCGCGAGAAGUGGCAGGAGAUUGCCGGGAAAGAUAAACCUUUCUUGAUCAAGGGAAUUCAAAGCGUGAACGACGCCAAAAAGGCGGCGGACUUGGGGUUUGAGGGCGUGGUGGUGAGUAACCAUGCGGGAAGACAGGUGGAUGGGGCGGUGGGCAGUUUGGAUGCCCUGGAGAGCAUUGUCAAGGCCGUUGGGGAGAGGAGGGGGUUUACGGUCAUGUUUGAUAGUGGGGUGAGAGGGGCGGCGGACGUGAUGAAGGCGCUGGCGCUGGGAGCCAAGUUUGUGUUUAUUGGGAGACUGUGGAUUUGGGGGUUGGCCAUCAUGGGGGAGGAAGGUGUGAGGCAUGUGUUGAGGAGUCUGUUGGCGGAUUUUGACAUUUUGAUGAAUGUGAUGGGGGUGAGGAGUGUGGACGAGAUUGAUGGGAGUCUCUUGGAGAGUGGGCCGAGGGUUUAUGGGUUGUUGAAUGAGAAGAGUAAGUUGUGAGAUGGGGAUGGUAGAAUAUGGCGGCAGAAGCCUAUAAAAUCUUGCUAGAGGUAGGAGGUAGGGUGUAGACAAAAACCAUGAGCUGUUGACUCUCGAGGACCCACCUGUACGAAGAAGCUCAGGGGCUUUUUCCCGUUUGGGUACAAGUAAACAACCACGAGGAAAACAUGAUCCCCAGGUUUGAUAGCGCGGGCAGAAAGGGACCUGGAAGAAGAGGAAAUCAAUUCCAUCUAGAAUUACCUAGAUGGGACCCACUUCUCCGCCAUGAAACAUGUAGGUAUCCAUGUAGUGUAGCGGGGCAAACUGCUCCACCAACCAACUUUCAAGGAUCCCUGGUUUGUCAUUCC
This is a messenger RNA of Neurospora hispaniola, 2167 nucleotides long. RefSeq names its product FMN-dependent alpha-hydroxy acid dehydrogenase. Gene Ontology annotation, molecular function: oxidoreductase activity. NCBI's taxonomy places the organism in Eukaryota, Fungi, Ascomycota, Sordariomycetes, Sordariales, Sordariaceae. The transcript has 2 exons. Bases 252 to 1820 code for a protein of 522 amino acids. The record is from RefSeq and is a predicted model, not a curated record.